Molecule: messenger RNA, 7946 nt
Organism: Erpetoichthys calabaricus (reedfish)
Lineage: Eukaryota; Metazoa; Chordata; Cladistia; Polypteriformes; Polypteridae
Product: ribonucleoside-diphosphate reductase subunit M2 B-like
Exons: 2
Coding region: 220-1266 (348 amino acids)
Biological process (GO): deoxyribonucleotide biosynthetic process
Cellular component (GO): cytosol
Molecular function (GO): ribonucleoside-diphosphate reductase activity, thioredoxin disulfide as acceptor
Source: RefSeq, a predicted model, not a curated record
GUAAUGUACCGGUCGUUUCAUGUGUAAGCUGAAAUCUGUGCUCUAACUAUAGCUGCUCGUGGGGGACGCACCUAAUGUUUCACCUCAUAAUUGCUCAGAUUUCGAAAGAACUAUAGGAAACAGAUCAAAAUGAAGAUUUGUUUGCACUGAAGAGGAAGACAAAGUUGCUUUUAACGUUCCAAGCCCUCGCACUGUACUUCUAAAGCAGGGCAGGUAGUCAUGGAAGCACCCCAUCUGCAUUUAGGAGGUAAACCAAGUGAGAAUGGUUUUGUUACAAAACAAGAGACAUCCGAAGCGGCAGAGGAACCUUUACUUAAAGAAAACCCACGCCGUUUUGUAAUAUUCCCCAUCCAGUACCCAGAUAUUUGGAAAAUGUACAAACAAGCCCAGGCAUCUUUUUGGACCGUCGAAGAGGUCGAUUUAUCAAAAGACCUUGCCCACUGGGACAGAUUAAAACCGGAGGAGAAAUAUUUUAUUUCUCAUAUUUUGGCCUUCUUUGCUGCUAGUGAUGGAAUUGUUAAUGAGAAUCUGGUUUCCAGGUUCAGUCAGGAGGUGCAGGUCCCUGAAGCUCGAUGUUUCUAUGGAUUUCAGAUCCUCAUAGAAAAUGUACACUCCGAAAUGUACAGCCUUCUGAUAGACACGUAUAUCAGAGAUCUGAAGGAGAGGGAAUUUCUGUUUAAUGCCAUUGAGACUAUGCCGUGUGUGAAAAAGAAAGCUGACUGGGCACUUCAGUGGGUCUCUGACAAACACUCAACUUUCGGGGAGCGGAUAGUAGCAUUUGCAGCAGUAGAAGGGAUCUUCUUCUCUGGUUCUUUUGCUGCGAUAUAUUGGCUGAAAAAAAGAGGAUUAAUGCCUGGGCUUACGUUCUCUAAUGAGCUCAUUAGCAGAGACGAGGGCCUCCACUGCAACUUUGCCUGCUUAAUGUUUAAAAAUAUUGCCAACAAACCAUCAGAGGAACGAGUAAAAAACAUCCUUUUAAGUGCUGUUAGUAUUGAACAGGAGUUUCUCACUCAGUCAUUGCCCGUGAAUCUCAUUGGAAUGAAUUGCACUUUGAUGAAGCAGUAUAUAGAAUUUGUGGCUGAUCGUCUAUUAACAGACCUAGGAUUCUCAAAAUUCUUCAAAUCUGAAAAUCCUUUUGACUUUAUGGAGUCCAUUUCUCUUGAAGGAAAAACCAACUUCUUUGAAAAGCGGGUUGCAGAGUAUCAGAGACUUGGGGUGAUGUCGGGUGCAAUGGACACCACCUUCACACUAGAUGCUGACUUUUAAAAAAAAAUGUUCAUUUUCAGGGUUUAGGAGACAGUGUACGGCGUGCAUUGCUUGAAUAGUGUGUGAGGUAGUGGCAGUGUUCAGCCAUUUUUCUUGGGGUUUCUUUUGACGAGCGUAAACUUACAAAGACAUGACAUUUGUUUUAGGCAGCGUAUCUUGAUAUGUCCGAUUCGGUUAUAAAUUAUUUUUAUAUAGUUUACGAGGGGGCUCUGCCCGCUGCUCACUUUGCUCGCCAAUCCCCGGGCGGGCGAUAUACGCUAGCCACUUCACGGAUCUGCCGCUCAUGUAUGGGGAAGCGUUUGUACAAUUUGAACAGAUUGUUAUUUUCAUGGGAAUUGUUACAUAUGCAUAAUAGAACUAUUUUACAUUACAGUGAGUAAUUAACCAUAGUGAAAAAUAGUAAACCAUAAUAAAUUGAAAGAAACUUAUGUUUCAUGUUGCGUUAGUGGUAUUCGUCACGUUAUAGGUUUUUGUUCUGUUUGGCUUUGAAAUUAACACAAACAAACUUUUUAAACUUACACUUUUACUGUAAAAACUUCAGUAAAAACAAUAUUUGGAAUUAACUUUUCGUCAGUAUCGCAUUGAAUUUAGAUUCCAUGUUUGGACUUACAUCAUGACAACGCAACGUAUAACUGCCCAUGAGUGAAUAUCGUUUCUUUCUCUCUAAUAAAUAAACCGAAUCUCUGUCCCUGUGAUUUGUUGUCAUAGCAAAAGCUAUUGUAAUGGGAAACUGUAAACGUUUUAAUACGAAUGGCAUAUCAAGAUCUCCUUUGGUGUCUAAUGUUGGAACAUUACCUUUCUUGUCGCCUGUUAAAAUUUUACAUUUCAAAAUUGUUCGACCAAUUUUGAAUACAACUAAUCUUGUCCUAUUGCAUAGCCCAUCACUCAUAUAUAAAUUAUGCAAUAACAUUGCAAUACAUUCUUCUUUAAACAAUAAUUCGUGUAGUGGAAGACUGGACGGUGUUAACGGUUGUAGAUAUUCUUCAUUACAGUAAUCCCUCGUUAUAUCGCGCUUCGCCUUUCGCGGCUUCACUCCAUCGCGGAUUUUAUAUGUAAGCAUAUUUAAAUAUAUAUCGCAGAUUUUUUGCUGGUUCGCGGAUUUCUGCGGACAAUGGGUCUUUUAAUUUCUGGUACAUGCUUCCUCAGUUGGUUUGCCCAGUUGAUUUCAUACAAGGGACACUAUUGGCAGAUGGCUGAGAAGCUACCCAACUUACUUUUCUCUCUCUCUCUUGCGCUGACUUUCUCUGAUCCUGACGUAGGGGGAUUGAGCAGGGGGGCUGUUCGCACACCUAGACGAUACGGACGCUCGUCUAAAAAUGCUGAAAGAUUAUCUUCACGUUGCUACCUUCUGUGCAGCUGCUUCCUGAAGUGACAUGCUGCACGGUGCUUCACAUACUUAAAAUCUCGAAGGGCACGUAUUGAUUUUUGCUUGUUUGUUUUUCUCUGUCUCUCACUCCCUCUCUCUCUGCUCCUGACAAGAGGGGGUGUGAGCUGCUGCCUUCAACAGCUUUGUGCCGCGGUGCUUCGCAUAUUUAAAAGCCAAACAGCCCUAUUGAUUUGUUUGCUUUUCUCUAUCUCUCUGACAUUAUCUGCUCCUGACUUGCACUCCUUUGAAGAGGAAGAUAUGUUUGCAUUCUUUUAAUUGUGAGACGGAACUGUCAUCUUUGUCUUGUCAUGGAGCACAGUUUAAACUUUUGAAAAAGAGACAAAUGUUUGUUUGCAGUGUUUGAAUAACGUUCCUGUCUCUCUACAACCUCCUGUGUUUCUGCGCAAAUCUGUGACCCAAGCAUGACAAUAUAAAAAUAACCAUAUAAACAUAUGGUUUCUACUUCGCAGAUUUUCUUAUUUCGCGGGUGGCUCUGGAACGCAACCCCCGCGAUGGAGGAGGGAUUACUGUAUAUUGUAUGCUGAUGUUUUCAUUUUUCACACCAUCACCACCAACUGUUUCAGCAUAGUCUAUUAAUACGCAUUUAACCAAUUUUCCGUGUAACUGACAAUUUUCGCAUUAAUUCGUUUGACUUCAUUGUUUUUCGGUGAUAGGAUUGCCUGUGUACUCAUUUCUUCUGUUGAUAACCCUUCAGGAUGAAAUUCUUCAAUAAGAUUUGGACAUAAUAAGUCUUUUAUUGGGAACUUAAAGUGAGGAAAACGUAAAAAUUUAUAAGAGCUAAGAGCGCAGGAACUGUGUUUGACAAAAGCAUUCACAUUAAUGAGAGGACUGUGGGCGAGGGCCGUUAACCAUAAAUGGUUGAGAGGAGGGUGGGACUUGAACAAAUCUCUUGGCAAUAGUCUCAUCUCAAUUAUUUCUUUUAUAAUAGAGAGAUCUGGGUAAAUAUGCACACAGCACAAAGAGUAAUUCGUUACCUGCCUGGAGCGGCUUCAGUUGCAUGUUCUUGUUUUUUUCAUGUUUGUUUCCUUCAGCAGCCCAAAGAUGUACUGUAAUGUUGAUUAUUAACUGAAGUGAGGUAUAUGGAGUAUGGUACUACUUGUUUAGAAAAGACAAUACCUUCUGCCAGUCCUUGCCAAGGCUCAAGUGCUGCAGCUCACCACAGCCAUGACUUUGCUAAAAGCAGGUGAGUAGGAAGACGAGUCAAAUAACAUUUUAAAAGUUUUGUAAUGUAGCCAUGUUUCCACCCUGUACACAAUGAAUAUGCCUUGUCUUUGUAAGUCACGUUGAAUACUUUAUUGCUAUUUAUUCAUUUAUUUAUUAUUCUGGAAAAUAUGGUUGCAAAAAAUUGCAUUCUCAGUAUUGCAGAAAUAACCAGAAGCUGCAAAUAUUUGCUGAACGUAAGUCUACAUUCGUGAAAUAAAUCAUAUAUUUCAAACAUUUAAACUGUCAUUGGUCCAGGACAGUCUACAAUAAAACAAAUACAUGUACAGACUUUAUAAAAAUAUUCAUCCUCUUAGAGGUUUUCACAUUAUGUUGUUUUGCGACAUUGAAUGUUAGAUUUAAUUUUGCUUUUUUUUUUUUUUUUUUUGCAUUGAUCAACAGAAAAGUACUCUUUUGAAAAUGGAUAUCUGCAAAAAAGUCCAAAUUAACUACAAACAUAAAACAAUUUACCUCCUAAGUACUCACCCCCUUCAAGCCAGUGUUUAGCAGAUGCACCUUUGGCAGCCAUGACAGCCUUGAGUCUGAAUGCACAGCUCCCUCUCAGCUUUGCACAUCUGGACACAGCCAUUCCUCCCCCAUUCUUCUUUGUAAAACUGCUCAAGCUCUGUCACGGUGCACGAGGCUUGUGAGUGAACAGCCUUUUACAAGCACAGUCACAGAUUCUGGAUCGAGAUCUGGACUCUGACUCUGCCACUCCAGGACAUUUAUGUUGGUUUUAGGCUGUUCCUGUGUAGCUAUGGCACAAUUGUCUGCACAGUCUGUCCAAUCAGACCCACUGUGGCUUGUAAUUCCUUCAGAUUUCUCAUAGGUCUCUCGUUGUCGUUCCUCGCUAUUCGUCAUCUUGCGUGAUCACUCUGUUUUUGUGGUAAGCUUGCCUAAGGUGGAUUUACAGCUGACUCUUUCCAUUCCUUCAUUGUUGUUUAACUGCACUCCAGACAAAUUCAAUGAAUUGGGUGUUUUCUUGUCUCCAACCCUGGAGUUUUCAAUCACCUUUUUGUGGAGUUGCUUGAAGUGCUCUUUUUGUCCUUAUUUUGUAGAUUAGACCACCAUACUAACUCACCACAAGUGAGACCUUCUAGAGUAGGUACAUUUAGACUGCAGUAAAUUUAAAGCCUAGACAGGUGAUCUCCGUUUAACUUUCAAUUCUGUGACAUCUAAAACCGAUUAGCUGCACCAGUGAUCAUUGAGGGGUGUUGUAUCAAAGGGGUGGAAACGUUCGUAAUCCAUUAUUUAAAACAUUAGUAAUUAAUUUAGACAUCUUUGCAGAGAUUUGUUAUCACUUUGACAUUAAAGAGUCCUUUUUCUGUUGAUGAAUGUCAAAAAAGCCAAAUUAAAUUAGAAUCAGGAUCAAUUUUACUCACCAGUAUGCAAUACACAGGAAUUUAGCUUGGCAGCUUUGGUGCUGCUUUUGACAGAAAAGAAAAUCAUGCAGAAUUAACAUAAAUUAAACAACAUAAAUGUUAAACAGCUGUAGAAUAGCUCAGUUAAAAAAGAUGUGCAAAAAAAUGGAUGCAAGCACAUGUGUAUAUAUUCAUAUACAUAUAUAAAAGAACAAACAAAUAAGCGGGGAAGACAGGCACAUAAAGCAUUUACCAGAACCACUGGGAUUCAAUAAUGUAUAGCAAGAAAAUGUGAAAACUGCCAAGGAGGUGACAUAAAUUAUUAUUUAUAAUAUAGUUGGAAACUACGGAAGCUGAGAGAGGACAUGCAAUAUCGUUAUUUUUUAAAAUUGUCUCCUCAAGAUAACGGAAUAAUUUUAUCGCAAUCUCAAGAAAACAAACUUAACCUUUGCUCCUGGCAUCAGGCUCGCUUAGAUUGUGACGCCUAUACAACUGAAACCUUGCUAACCGUCUACUUAAAUGACAGACACUAACAUUAUUAUUUUCUAAACUAAGGCAUAAACAUAUUUCAGCCUGCGUGAGCCCCUGAUUGAACAAAAAUGUGACACGCUGAUCAAUACACUUCUGCUCUUCUGCCAUUUCAAACAGGACGUGGCUUCAAUAAGCUAAACAUGAAAUGUUAGAUACAAUUAUUUCAUAAUUUCGAGAAAACAAGAUCUUUUGUUUUAAUCGAGAUCUCGAUAAAAGUAGUCCGUUAUCACGAGGAAACAAUUUAAAAAAAAUAAUAAUAUUGCACGUCCUCUCUCGGCUUCCGCAGGAAACAAACAAAUAACAUUUGAUUUUUUUGAUAGAUGACACUAGUAAAUUCUGUCUGAACCUGUUUACCAAUUUAUUAUUAUGUGGAUCUUAUUGAAUUUUAAAUUACUUAAUCAAAGAAAACAUAACAUAACUUUAACUUGUUUAGCUUUAAAUAUGAUCAUUAUUUACUGUACAGUACUUAUACUUUUUGUGGAAAAUAGGCAACAGGGUUUUUUUUCGUUUUGGAAGGCAGUAUCUGGCACAGCAGGCUUAAUUGAAAACAUGGACUGCUCCUUUAUAAUUUAUCACCAUUCAUUUUUGGCACAUUCAGUAUGUGACCUAAUAAAUACUUUUAGCAUAUCUGCUAAACAUUGUGACUUAAUUUAAAAUAGUUUGAUUCUCUUUUUCUGUAAUUUGAGCUCUUUUUUAAUUCUAUAGAGAACACACAGCCAUCUUUGUUAAAUUGUCUUUAGAUAGAACUUUAUUUGUCCCCAGAGGGAAAUCUGGAUUUUUAUAGAAGUGCUUUAAAUAAAUAAGUAUGUAAAUAGGUAGAUAAGUAAGUAAUUAAAUAUACAUACACACACUUUGGUCUGAACGCACACCAGAAUGACUAUAAAGCAAGAAAAUUGAAAAAUGCUGACAUGACAGUCCCAGUUACAGUGAGAUAUUAUGCAGGCAUAUUACUGUUGGUAUAAAGGAGCCCCCAGUCACGUUUCUUGACACACGUCUGCUGUAUAAUUUGAUGGCUGACUGUCCUCACAGUGUUAGUGUGUCAAGAGACGGGAUGUGCAGUAUUGUUCAUAAUGGCACUUGUUUUAAUUGUCUUAAGUCUCUCCUUCACUAAAACCUCCUGGGUGUUCAGAGUGCUUCCCAUAAGUUAUUCUGCCAUUUUAGUUAGUCUGUUGAUUUAGUGGGCCUCUCUUGAAGUGAUGUUACCAGCCCAGCACAUCACAACAUAGAAACUGUUCAUAAUGUCAUUCAUAAUGGCACUCAGUUUUAUAAUUUUCUCCUUCACUAUGACCUCCUGGGGGUCCAGGCUUUGUAACAAUGACUUCUGUUGUGUGUCCUGUCCAGCAUGAUUUAACUUUUAAGAUGCUGUGAUCUACAAAGGUGCCCUUGACUGAUGUCAAGGCCAGCGUUCCAAUAAAUGUUUUUAUAGAGGCAAUUGAGGUGCAAUCAAGAAGAUAUAAUAGAAAUGGAGAAAUAGUUUGUGAAUACACACAGCUCUGCUGUUUGUGAUCCUGACGACACAAGGUUGUGGUCUUACUGACUGACACCUUAUUUAAGGCUUCACUGGUCCCCCAAAUAGUAGUCUUCUUCUUUCCUCUGCUCCUUCUCUUUCUCUUGCCUCGUCGGCCAGCUUUCCUUAAGUGCUCGUGACUUUGCUACACCAUGUUCCAGAUUCCCUGGUUGCCAUUAGAGAGGCCCUUAUAAAUGGUUUCCGGCAUCAUCCAAAUUGGGAUGAGAAGUAUUUUCAAGCUGUGAGAAUUUCACUGCACUCUGAACACAUGACAACAAUAACCCUAUAAACCUCAAUUUACUCUGUUGGCUUAUUUUCUUAGGAGUCUAUACAUAUAACGGUUUUUAAGAAAUUGCAAAAAUGAAAAUUUGAACCGUAUUAGUAACUAAAAUACUAAUGAUUGUUAGACAUCACAGUCAAAUUUGCAGCUUCUGAAAUUGUGAUACAGUAAUGCUCCAUAACUGUAAAAGUUGCUGUGUUAUAUUUAUGGAUGGAUGGCUUUACUUGGAUUUUUAGGAAACCAAAAAAGGUCUGUUUACCAAAUGUUUUAUUUUAAAAUAGCUAGAGCUUAUUUAUGAAUUGAAAGUGAAACUGUUACACUUACUGCAGACGAAGAUGUGUUAACCUAAGCAGUAUGAUAAAGAUAAAAAAAAAAAAUAGUGUGCUGAUGGGAAAUAAAAGGAAAAAAUGUUAA